Molecule: messenger RNA, 2811 nt
Organism: Pterocles gutturalis (yellow-throated sandgrouse)
Lineage: Eukaryota; Metazoa; Chordata; Aves; Pterocliformes; Pteroclidae
Gene: RIPOR3
Product: family with sequence similarity 65, member C
Source: RefSeq, a predicted model, not a curated record
AUGUCGGUCAAACUCACAUUUAUCUCUCCUGGUGAUGGGGGUGGUAUCAGCAGGAGUUGUUCCUUCACUGGAUUCAGCACUGUGCAAAGCAGAAAAUUAGCAAAGUCUCUCAGCAGAAGUUCAGUGAGAUCAAGAAUGUCCCUGAAAUCCCCCAAGGCUUAUAAUUCCCUGCAGAAGGGGGCAGUCAUCUGGGAUCCAAAGCCGCUGCAGGUGAAGAAAAUUUUUGAAGCUUUGAAGAAAGGACUUAAUGAAUACUUGGAAGCACAUCAGGCUGAACUGGAUUAUCUCUCUGGUCGACACAAAGACACAAAAAGGAACUCCAGAUUGGCUUUCUACUAUGACCUGGAUAAGCAAAUCCGCUCUGUGGAGAGAUACAUCAGAAAACUGGAGUUUCACAUAAGCAAGGUAGAAGAACUCUAUGAAGCUUACUGUAUCCAGUGCAGACUACGAGAUGGGGCCACUAAUAUGAAACAUGCCUUUUCCUUGUCUCCUUCCACCAAAGCCUCCAGAGAGAGCCUAGUGGAGCUUUACAAGAACUUCCAGGAGUGCACAGAGGACAUGUGCUUUAUAGAAGGGGCAUUGGAGGUCCAUUUGGGAGAGUUUCACUUGAAGAUGAAAGGGCUGGUGGGCUUUGCACGUCUCUGCCCAGGGGACCAGUAUGAGGUGUUUGUGCGACUGGGGCGCCAAAAAUGGAGGUUGAAAGGCAAGAUUGAGACUGAUGACAGCCAAACAUGGGAUGAGGAAGAAAAGAUUUUUAUACCCAAUCUCCAUGAGAAGUUUGAAAUCAAGGUGACAGAGCUGCGAGGACUGGCCACUAUUCUAGUUGGUGUUGUGACAUGCGACAGCAUAAACUUCUUUACAACCAAGCCUCAGGCAAUCAUUGUGGAUAUAACUGAACUCGGCACCAUCAAGCUACAGCUGGAGGUCCUCUGGAACCCCUUUGACACAGAGAACCUGUUUCUGUCACCUGGAGCCACUGCCAAGUUUUCUGUGGGUAGUAGGAAGAGCUCGUUAUACAAUUGGACCCCACCAAAUACUCCCAGCUUCAGGGAGAAAUACUACCUGUCUGUUUUGCAACAGAGGCAGAACCAAGGGGAUGUAAGUGAUGAAGCUCAGCCUCCCAGCAUAUUGAGCUACUUGGCUGCCUGUGAUUUUGACGUACAUGGGAGGAGUAAGCCUCAUGCGGAGGCAAGUGAGGCAGAUUCCUUCAGCUCUGAGGAUCAGAGGGGGACAGAAUCCAGAAAUACAACUCCAGCUCUAGACCACAGGACGUUGCCAUCAGUGAUUAUUCAAGAGCGACAGCGUCCUCUUCCAAAUCACACAACUCUAGAUAUCCUGAAGAAGACUCCGUGUGUGGAUGGAUUUCCAAAUAACCCAUCUAGUUUUCUGAAUCGUCACAGAGGUAGUAGAGAUUCUUUCAACCAGACCAGAAUUCGCCAUCUGACAGAGCAAGAAGACAUCAGUCAGAAAAGCUUGAAUGCUGCAAAUGACCUAAAACUAGAUGGACCUACAAAGUCAAUUGAUAAGACUCUUGAAGAAGUGUUAAAUCUGCUGAAAUUACAUGAGGUGGGGCAGCCCCAACUGGAGAAAUUGGAAUACCAGGUUUCAUCUCUGAGGGAUAAAUUAAAGCUAAAGCCACUUCCUCACAAACAUUCAUCUAUGGAAAGCUUAAUGGUGGAGACAGUACUGGAAAGUUUUGACUUUUUAAACACUGACUGCAGCGCUGAUGAGCUUUCAUUAUUUGGAAGUGUAAGAACAGCCAGUAUCGGCACAUACAAUGACAACACGCUUCAGUCCCUGAGCUGUGACACGAGAACAGAAACAAGAGAUGUAACUACUGGUGAUGACAACUUGGACACACUCUUGAUAACUCAUCUGAAGCUGUGCAAAGGUCUUCUGCAGAAACUGAGGUCACCAAAUGUAGCCCAUGUUGUCCAGGAGAGCAUUCUGGAAGAAGUAUCGGAGCAGACACGAGUCCUGGGGGAUGUCUUGGAUAUGUCUGUCGAAGAAAUUAUUCAGAAGAAUAAAAAGAAGAAGCUUUAUCUGAAAAUUUGGAGUGAUCUUGCAGAGCCUGGCAGCAUCUUGCUUGCUUCAGCAGAAAGAUUCCGUCACGCACUAAAAUACACACUGACGCUCAAAGUGAAGGAAAAAUACCCGGGUCAAUUAGAAGCAGUGUUGCAGAGAUUGCUAGAGCAGAUCCUCACCUGUGAUGGGCUGCUCCCCUCCCAGUACCUCCCAGCAGGACCGGUUACUUUAUUCCAGUUUUACAGCUACCUGGAGAAACACCACAUCACCAGCCUGGAGAAACACUUUGGAAAACUUGCUAAGGAAGUAAUGCUCAUUGAGGAGCUGCAGUGCCCCGGACGGCUGAAGACUCUUAAAAAAUUGAAAGGAAAGCGACUGAACAAACUCCAACCUCUACCACAGACUUUGCGGCUACUUGGGAUUUUACAGCUAGACGACAACUACCGCGUCAGCAAAGCUGCCACAUCCUGCCUCUCCCGUGCAGCAGCAAACAAGAACUUCAGGGACAAGGCUCUCUUUUUUUACACUGAUGUUAUAGCUGACAGUGAUGUAAGACUUCAGCAAGCUGCAUGUUUGGCUCUUAAAAACCUCAGAGGUGUUGAGAGUAUUGAGCAGGUUGCCCACCUGUGCCAGUCGGAGACAGAGGAGGUUAGGAAUGCAGCCAGGGAAACAACACUUUCCUUUGGUGAGAAGGGACGGCAAGCCUUUGAGAAAAUGGACAGGAUUUGCUGUGAAUUAAGAGAAACUGUACAACAGGAGGCUGAAAUAGAAAUCACAGUAUUUUAG